Molecule: messenger RNA, 763 nt
Organism: Owenia fusiformis
Lineage: Eukaryota; Metazoa; Annelida; Polychaeta; Sabellida; Oweniidae
Source: the annotation of a GenBank genome assembly
GGCCAUUUGGUAUCCUUAUUAAGGAGCUAAGAAAUGGUUUGAUUGGCCCAUUUCUUAAGUGUUAAGUACAAAACCUAAAUUAGAAUUUAGCCUUACCUACCCCCAUUGUAUGAAUUGAAGAACAAAUCUUUGAUGACACUAUACUUUCAGAGAGCUACAGCAAUGAGUGUUGAUGGAAGACAACUGCCAAUGCCAGUUCAACAAGCUGUAAGUCCUGGAAUAGCACAGGCCAGCUUCAAUCAAGAUGACAUCCUGGCACAGCUCAACAGAAACCCACAGCUGCGCAACAUGUUUGCAAAUGUUGAUCCAGGAGCAUUUGAGGUGGCUAUGAAGAUGUUAAGCCAAAUGGAUCCUGUCAUGCUGGGUCGUUUGGCCAGCGGAGACACCUCCAUUUUGACCCAGAUGUGUGCCAAAGCUGGCAUAGACUUGCUGUAAUUUGGUGACAUUUAUAAAUACCUGACAUGAUUUAGGUUUGUAAUCUUCACCAAGUUUACGAUAAGACAUUUAACAGAUACCUGACAUGAGUUCGGUUUGUUACUCGAGUUUACAAUAUUGAAGCUGAUACCAUUAUCGUAAUGUACAUAGGCCGAUAGUGAUACUGUAUGCAUAUGGUGCAUUGGUAGGCUGGCAAAGACUUCGGGAAAUGCCAGGAUGAGGUACCUUACUCUGGUCAGUCUAGUGAAAUUAGGGGGUGACCCAUGGAAUAUUUGCCACCCAUGAAAUCAAGGAACAUUUAUGUUUCAAAUUAUCUUAUCUAUCUUAA